AUGCGCACCCCCGUCUUAGGAGCCGGUGUGGCGCCUUUGGAGCCGGUGCCGGUAGAGGCAAGUAGCGCGUCAGGUGAGGAAGGUGGCGAGCCCGGUGCGGGAGACAAAGACACUGACAGGGAGCGCUUCUCAAAGAUGUGGAUGUACUGCCUUCAACAGAUGCAGGGACAUGAGGUCGGCAUGCUGAUGGACAUGAUGCCGCCCGACAUCCAGGAGCUGUACUCCGAUAAGCUCAGCGACGAGUACCUGCGGGACGAACGCGACAGCAUGGACAAGGGUGUGCAUGCGUUGCGUGCUGCGCAGAAGAUGGUGGAGGAGCUUACCCCAGAGCAGCUCGCCCACAUAGAGGAGUUCCUUGUAGAAACAGACGCUCUCAAUCCCGAAGCGAACCGGUGUCACGGCAAGGCACACCACCCGCGCGGCGAUGAUGACAAUCGCGAGGAGGAGGAGGACGACGGCGACGAUGACGGCGAAGACCUGUUCAUGCACCGAGACGAAGGCAUGGGCUCUGACGAGGAGGAAUGGCUGCUCGAACAAAUGAUCGCGGCUGGGGACAAGACGAGUGCCACGGCGAAGUAG
Leishmania mexicana MHOM/GT/2001/U1103 is the source of this 579-nucleotide messenger RNA. RefSeq lists its product as hypothetical. NCBI's taxonomy places the organism in Eukaryota, Euglenozoa, Kinetoplastea, Trypanosomatida, Trypanosomatidae. The transcript has a single exon. The coding region runs from base 1 to 579 and encodes 192 amino acids. The record is from RefSeq and is a predicted model, not a curated record.